AUGACAAAAUGUUCAGUCGCAAGAGACGUCAUCCUAGCGCAAAGCCCUAUCCAAAGUCUUGGGCCCACCACCAGACUAAGCUUUGCUCUCCGGUACGGGACUGGCAUUACGCUUCAAGUAUCGAGCGGCGUCUCCGAGUCUGAUGGGGUCAUCACGGUGGGCAGUUGUUGUCCCUUCACUCCCUUCUGGUGUAUCUGCAUCCUGCAUCACCCACAUCAUACUAGCACAUGUGGAUACCAAGUCAGCCUCCUGGUAUCAUCCGAUUACACUAUUGAUACGCGCCGGGGUUGCACGUCUUCCCGCUUGAGGUGGAUAUUCGGGGCGCAUGAUCGCGUCGUCCACACUCAAAUUUGA
Molecule: messenger RNA, 354 nt
Organism: Colletotrichum truncatum
Lineage: Eukaryota; Fungi; Ascomycota; Sordariomycetes; Glomerellales; Glomerellaceae
Source: RefSeq, a predicted model, not a curated record